Molecule: messenger RNA, 1074 nt
Organism: Blastomyces dermatitidis ER-3
Lineage: Eukaryota; Fungi; Ascomycota; Eurotiomycetes; Onygenales; Ajellomycetaceae
Exons: 2
Coding region: 1-1074 (357 amino acids)
Source: RefSeq, a predicted model, not a curated record
AUGGAUAGCCACGAGGGCCCUCCAAAGGGCUCUACCCACCACAACAACCACACCCAUAAUAAUGCCCCCGCCCCGCCAAAUCCACCUAGCAUAGAAGCGGCCUACAAACGCAAAUGUAUCGAGCUGAAAAAACGCCUGAACGAAGUCGAAGCCGCCAACGACGCAAUGCGAAUCCGCAACGCUCAGGGUCACCGCUACAUACAGAAAAUGCGACUAGAGUCCUGUAUGCUUCUCGAGCGCCUGGCGGUGUUGACGGGCAUGGCUGAGGAACAGGGGAUUAGUACGGAGUUGCGCGCGCGUACUGUGGCGUUGUUGAAGGAGAUGGAUCCUCAUUACACGCCCGCGGCGCAUGCGAAUCGCGGACGAGGAGCGGGAGGAGCGGGGGAAGGCUCUUCUUCCGUGUGUGUCAAGCGUGCGUCUUACGGAAUUGAUUACAUGGAUGAUGGCACUGAAGGGAGCUCCGAGGGGCAUCCGCCAACUCCCCAGGAACGCCCUCUUCGAGUGAAACGUAGCCGCCGCGCCGACGACUUCACUGCCAACCUCGACACGCCAGACAAAGACAUCGACCUCAUGAACCUGAACAUGAACACCUCCACCACACUCCCACCUCUCCUGCCAGCUACUAGACGCCGUUCCCCACCUACCACCCACGACCUCGACAGCCGUAUAAAACACUAUAACCCACCACCCGUUCCCAUAUCUUCCUCUUCAGCAAUAGACCAUCAUUAUAACCGCCAGCCCCCUCUCGCCCAAUCUCCCACCAAUCACAACAAUAGCCACCACCACCGACACCAUUGCGGCAGCGGCAACAAUUUUGUCCAAGCCCAAGGCCCUACGGCAGCCGUAAUCCAGGAGCCUCAACACGCCAAUCAGCGAUAUAUAUCUGCCUUUGAGGACUUCACCAACCGUACACGGGACAAGGUCAUCCAUGACCUGGUUGACGCGUACGGUCCCGAGACGAAUAUUACGCCUGCUGAUGUCGAUCGUGCACUUGCGGAGCAUUGGGAAUCGUUAGACCCAGCGACGAAAAGGCAGUACGGAGACCGGCGCGAGAGUAGGGAUGGCUUGCAAUAA